AUGGUCAAUGCGUGUCUGAUCACUCUGACGGAGUUCUGCCAGGGCCCGUGCACAGCCAAUCAGGACGCGAUCAUCACACACGAGAGUCACUGCAUCGAUGUCAUUGGGUCGUUGAUCACUUCCGAUGCUGGGUUGAUGGUCAAGGGCCGCUUUGAUUUGGUGCUGAGUUUGAAG
This is a messenger RNA of Sphaeroforma arctica JP610, 174 nucleotides long. RefSeq lists its product as hypothetical. The annotation marks the transcript as partial. The record is from RefSeq and is a predicted model, not a curated record. Lineage: Eukaryota; Ichthyosporea; Ichthyophonida. The transcript has a single exon.